UGUUUAAGCGGCAGUCAGAACUCUAGCUUGGACGGACUUUCCUACUAGGAAACUGUUACCACUUUUUUAUACAUAAAAGCCCUAAACCUCACCACGACCCUUUUCACUGCCGCCCCUUUCUUUCUCUUCAAGGUGAUUUGAGCUUUUUGCGUUUCUUGUUCGGUUUAGCAAUUUACAAAGAUGCAGAACGAAGAAGGUCAAAAUAUGGAUCUUUACAUUCCCCGAAAAUGCUCGGCCACUAACAGGCUCAUCACCUCAGAGGAUCACGCAUCCGUGCAGAUCAAUGUCGGUCAUUUGGAUGAGCUUGGCCGAUACACUGGCACAUUCUCCACCUUUGCUCUUUGCGGCUUUGUCCGUGCUCAGGGCGAUGCCGAUAGCGCUCUUGACAGGCUUUGGCAGAAGAAGAAAGCCGAAGUCAAACAGCAGUAGUCGGAUACCUUUUUAUUACCGGUCUCUGAACUCGGGAGGGAAAAUUCUUGGUUAUGACUGUUAAAUUCAAGUUUGUUUAGGUGGAUAAAGUUGAAAGUUGUUUUUGUCGAAUUGUUGAUGUUUAGUCUUUUGCAUUCGAUAUAUAGACACACACAUACAUACCAAUGUCAUACUCAUACUCAUACUUAGUUUUUGAUACUGACAUCUAAAUCUAUGGUGAUAUUUUUAUGCUUUAGAAUAA
This is a messenger RNA of Gossypium arboreum, 670 nucleotides long. Its product is annotated as 40S ribosomal protein S21-like. Gene Ontology annotation, cellular component: ribosome; cytosolic small ribosomal subunit. Gene Ontology annotation, molecular function: structural constituent of ribosome. Gene Ontology annotation, biological process: translation; endonucleolytic cleavage in ITS1 to separate SSU-rRNA from 5.8S rRNA and LSU-rRNA from tricistronic rRNA transcript (SSU-rRNA, 5.8S rRNA, LSU-rRNA); endonucleolytic cleavage to generate mature 3'-end of SSU-rRNA from (SSU-rRNA, 5.8S rRNA, LSU-rRNA). Bases 181 to 429 code for a protein of 82 amino acids. NCBI's taxonomy places the organism in Eukaryota, Viridiplantae, Streptophyta, Magnoliopsida, Malvales, Malvaceae. The transcript has 4 exons. The record is from RefSeq and is a predicted model, not a curated record.